Molecule: messenger RNA, 2530 nt
Organism: Exophiala dermatitidis NIH/UT8656
Lineage: Eukaryota; Fungi; Ascomycota; Eurotiomycetes; Chaetothyriales; Herpotrichiellaceae
Product: methionyl-tRNA formyltransferase
Exons: 1
Coding region: 129-1409 (426 amino acids)
Biological process (GO): conversion of methionyl-tRNA to N-formyl-methionyl-tRNA; biosynthetic process
Cellular component (GO): mitochondrion
Molecular function (GO): methionyl-tRNA formyltransferase activity
Source: RefSeq, a predicted model, not a curated record
UCUAACUCACCGGACAUACCUAAAACACAGCCUUGCGCAGCAUCUGUCUCCCCUUGAACGGAUUCUUGGGCAGCACAUAUGUAAAUAUCCCACAUCCCACUCGAGAUCGCCAAUGCCCCUAUCGAGGCAUGAGACCUCCCUCGACUUUAGUAUCUGUAUGCCUUCGCGCAGGAAGAUCUAGACGCCCAAGGACGUUCCCUGGCGGCCCCUUCAAUUACUGCUAUCAUUCCCAGCGUUAUUUUUCUUCCGACAAGAAAGACCCAGGCGAGCCGCUGCGGAUCCUAUUCUGCGGCUCCGAUGCAUUCAGCACGGCCUCCUUGAAGGCUCUGUAUGACUAUUCCCAGUCACCGGAAAGCAAUAUCCUUUCCAUCGAUGUCGUGACCAAGACCGACAAAAGGACCGGCCGCGGUCUGAAACUGCUCAAGCCACCAUUUAUCAAACCUGUCUCAUUGGAGUUGGGGCUUCCUGUCCAUCAAAUCGACACUUUCAGAGGAUGGAACCCCCCGGAGUAUCGUACCAGCAACGUCAGCUCUAUCAAUCUGGUGAUAGCCGUCUCGUUCGGGUUGUUGAUCCCACCGAGGAUUCUGAAUAAUGCAAAGUACUCGGGUCUCAAUGUCCAUCCUUCAAUGCUCCCUGAUUUGCGGGGCGCUGCUCCUAUUCAGUGGACCAUUAUCCAUGGCCGCACGACUACCGGAAUCACGCUGCAGACUUUGCAUCCGAAGAAGUUCGACGAGGGGAUUAUCCUGGACCAAACGCCCGCACCGGGUCUGCCCAUCCCCAAUCCGGACACUAUCAACGUUGCAGAAUUAACGAGUCUGCUUGCGCCUCUGGGAGCGAGAAUGCUGGUCAAUGCCAUCCGGAACCGGCUUUACAUUCCUCCUUAUAACCCAGUUCAGAAACCGCAGGGCAGUAAUCCGAACCAAGUUCCUUAUGCACCAAAAAUUAGGCCGCAGAUGUGCGCGAUCGACUUCCGUGCGCUCACAGCAACCGAGAUCCUGAGACGCGGUAGGGCAAUCAGGCCACUGUACGCCUUUGCAAAGCAUACAGCACCACAGGAACGCGUGUCCAGGAUCAAUUUCGGAACAGAUAUGAGAGCUUUUACCGACGAAGACGUCCCAGAAGUUUUGAGGGCGGAAGUUGACUCUAUCCCUGUUGGCCUACCAUAUGCGAUCACCGAGUUGCAUGAAACCGUUGAUCAGAGUACAAAGCCAUUGCUUGUCAACACCAUUCCACCCGGAGAGGGGCCUGACCGGCGACUUGUCUUCCCAACAAUUACCGUUUCUUCCCUGAAGAAGAGCUACGGAGCUGCAGCUGCUUCUCGCGCGGGGUUCUUCUCCCAGCCGGUCAUCGUUGGCAAUCAAAAGUUACAUCGAUUCUCUCAACCACUUUUUGUGCCGGAGUCAUCGUGAAGUCGUAGGUCAGGGGACAGACAUCGGACUUAUGCAAUGACCAUGCCGGCGUCUGUCUAUGUUAGCAAUACAUCUUUGGCCCGGACUAGUAGACAUACCAACUACAAUUUGCUGGCCGGUCAUAGACGUGUUCUUGGCCGUGGAGAUGUACGCAUCUGCGCAAUCCUCCAAAUAGGUCUUUUGGGCGUCAGCUUGGCUCAGGGGAAAAGAAAAUAUGACAGACCUCAUGCUUCAACGCGGCAGCGUUCUUAGCAGCUUGGAUUCUUUCUUCACUAUAUCGAAGACCCUGCGAAUGGUGUUAGUCGCAGAAGGACUGGGCCGAAUCUUCCAGUCUAGUGUGCAAGAACUCACCCACUCGGUCAACAGCAGGCCUGGCAAGACAGCGUUGACUCUGACCUUUGGCCCCUGUGUGGAGGCAAGACAUUUCAUGAGAUGGAGGCCGGCAGCCUUGGUAACUGAAUAGCCCAUGCUGCUUCCACUACACACUUUCCCCUGCAGGAGCUGAGCAGGUGCCAGGAAUGAACUCCAGGCGGACUCACAGCAAUCGAGGACGAAAUGAGAAAGACUCCACCGUCUGGAUUGGCGUUGAAGAUGGGAGCAGCUUCCUGCAUCAAGACCAAUUGGGACAUCACAUUCGUGGACCAACACUAGAUCAGUGAGUAUUGGCUGAGACCAUUGCUGGUUUCGUCGUACCUUGUUCCACUCAUCGUGGCUAAGGUCGUUGAUAUCACCAAAGUUGGCGAAUCUCGUCCACCCAGCAUUGUUGAUAAUGAUAUCAAGCCCACCGAGUUGCUGAACAGUCUCCUUGACGAGGCGGAUGCUGUCUUCAGCUACACCAAUGUCCUACGUGCUUGAAUUAGUGCCGGCACCCGCGGACCCUUUGGUCUGGAAAUUGUAUGGGGCUCACUGCUUGAAUAACCACGACUUUGACUCCGAAUUCCUUGCGGCAUUUCUCGGCCACCUGGUCGGCCCUAUCCUUCCUGCUCACGUAGUUGACCACAAGGUUAGAACCUUCCGCAGCGAACUUCUCACAUAUCAGAGCUCCCAGUCCCCUACAGAUUCUUCAUUAGAGGUCGUAGCUGAUCUUGGUGUUGUCAAUGCUUGCCUCGAGCCACCAGUCA